CCAGGGUCCAUGGGUCCACGACCAGAUCACUCAGCGGCCCGACCGGUGAAGAUUCCGAGGAUUUUGCCGAAUCGAUCAAUCGCAGACAAGACUUUAAGGGAGAGUGAGAGCUAGGAGACCGAUGGAUCCAGCAGCGUUGCGCUCGCGGUGGAGCAAAUACUACUUCAGAGUACACUCGGCGGGUCGUCGCGGAUUCGCGGGUGCGUUUCAGGAUCCUUAAUCCAGGGCCUGGGCGCCUCUGAGCUGCCAUCCCCGCAGAUGGUGAGACCACGGCAGAUUACCCAUGCUACCAAGGGGUUCACCACGGAUCCUGGUCCCUUCAUCAACCAAGUUUCGCUGAAGAAGAUAUGGAAACUGCUAAGCGCCUUGCGAGGCAGAGAUAGGGGUGGGCGCGUAUAAAAGGGUCGGAAGGGAACCAAAGACGAUGAGUUUUCACUGCUGGUCGCCAGACGCUCAUUACAUUCAUUUUUCUCUUCAUUAAAAACACUCGUUAUACUUUUCAAGAUGCGGGCUGGAACUCGGCAUCUUCCGCUCUUUUUGUCGUGCCUCGAGCUGGCUCAGGCGUUUUUCAAGGUCCCCUGCAGCAACCCAUUGGUGGUUGAGCGGGCCGAUCCGAUUGUGAACCCUGGGCUUGUCGCGGGCCACGUCCAUACCAUUAUGGGUGGUUCGGGAUUCGGGUUCACCAUGGAUUACAACCAGACUCAGGAGUCGCAGUGCAGUUCUUGUGCGCCAAUCGCAGACAAGUCGAAUUACUGGAUUCCGUCGCUGUACUACCAGGCCGAGAACGGGAGCUUUACACCCGUUCCACAGAAUGGGGGAGCUCUGAUUUACUAUCUGUAAGGUCUCUUUAUUCGAAAUAGGUAGUAUACUAAUCUGAGCAGGCAACGCCCCGAACCUGGAAGUGAUACCGUCCGCGCCCCUCCGAAAGACCUGCGCAUGCUCGCCGGGAACCCCCUCGACCGCGAAUACAAAGAUACCCGGGAAGCCGAAGCCCGUAGCUACGCGUGCCUCGACUAUACUGGCGGAGCGAAGCCCGAAACAAAUGGUCUACCAAACUAUAACUGCCCCAAUGGCCUUCGCGGCCAGGUGUUCUUUCCCUCCUGUUGGGACGGGAAGAACUACGACAGCCCGGACCACAAGUCUCACAUGGCAUAUCCCAUCGAAGCCUACAACAGUGGUACAUGUCCAGAGUCGCACCCCGUCAAGAUCGUUUCGAUUUUCAUCGAAGUUAUCUGGCACACGGAGUACUUUGCCGAUAUGUGGUAUGGCGAUAGGCAGCCGUUUGUGUUUUCGAAUGGAGACCCGACUGAGUAUGGGUUGCACGGCGACUUUGUCAACGGCUGGGACAUUGAUAUCCUCCAAGAAGCCCUCGACACGUGCGACGACCUAAACGGCGACAUCAAGAACUGCGCCGCACUCACGCUCUACGAAGACUACAUGACCGAAGGCUGCCUGCUGGAAACCUCCAUCCCCGAACCCGUCUCCGGCUGGCUCCCCUCCCUCCCAGGCUGCAACGCCGUUCAAUCUGGUCCCGGGGACGCACAAGCAACCAAAAAUUGCACCACGGCGCCAACCGAAAUCGACAUCCCGCAACACUACUACACAGACGUAACCGCCUCUCUCGAAUGGGCCUGGAUCGGAUGCACACGCGACAACGUCGACGGGCAGCGCGUUCUCUCAGAGGCAAGCACCAGCGCCGACGACAUGACCGUGCAGAAAUGCAUUGCCUUCUGUGACGGCAAAGGGUAUACCUAUGCGGGGCUCGAGUAUUCGCGCGAGUGUUAUUGUGGGAGUAGUAUUUCGCCCGAGCACGAGCCGGCCGUUGCGCCGAUGGGCAAGUGCCUGCAUCCGUGCAGUGGGAAUCCGGGGCAGAAUUGUGGUGGAGCGGCGUAUAUCGGGGUUUACCAGGCUUGUGGGGAGAGUUGUGAGAAUUUGGUGUAUCCGGCUGUCCCUGUUUGAGCUCGAUCGCUUGAGGAUUGUGGGUUCUCGUGGAUGGUACUGGGAGUUGGGGUUGUUGGAAGCCUGGUCUCCCUUUCACUUCGAAAAGACGUUUAGCGCUGUACGUGUGGCCCUUUCCUUUAUAGGAAAGAGCCGUCCAGUGGUUUCUUCUUUCUUUUCUCUCCCUUAGCAGGUAGUUAGACCAAUGCGUCGUUUCUUUGUCAUGGCCUCUUCCAUCAGGGGUAUGGUCCGCAAAGAUUGAAAGGAAGAAGUUAUUUACCAGCAUGAUAGAAUCUUAUCGAGAUCUUGACUACUACCCUGGGACUGUUGCCGAUUGUGGAUUCAGGCUUUUCUGGUGGUUUAGGAAAGUUAACUCUCGAGAACCCGUGAAUAGGCUAUUCUGGAGAUAUGAAGUUGGGGAUGGAGU
This is a messenger RNA of Aspergillus calidoustus, 2365 nucleotides long. NCBI's taxonomy places the organism in Eukaryota, Fungi, Ascomycota, Eurotiomycetes, Eurotiales, Aspergillaceae. The record is from the annotation of a GenBank genome assembly.